Iphiclides podalirius (scarce swallowtail) is the source of this 1176-nucleotide messenger RNA. The record is from the annotation of a GenBank genome assembly. Lineage: Eukaryota; Metazoa; Arthropoda; Insecta; Lepidoptera; Papilionidae.
AUGACUUCAGUGCAGGACUAUUCAUGCAUAUUUUGCAAAGAAAGCUUUGAUGAUAAGGAGACAUUACAAAUACAUUUUAGGAAACAUGGAGAUCCAAAGUUUAAUCAAAUCGCAAAGGCUAGACUUCGUGUCCAGAAUGAAUCACCGACUUCUCUUGAAACUCCAAAAGAUGACAAUGAAACUGUCUCAUGUGAUGUAUGCGACGAGGUGUUUCCAACGAUAUCUAAAGCAAUAACACAUAAACAUAAGGUCCACCCCGAGCAUGAUGCUAAAUAUUUUUGUCCAUGGUGUGGCAAGCUGUUCACAUUAAAGCAUCUUUAUAACAAGCAUCUGCAAUCAACCCAUGAUUCUGUUGAAUCCAAAACUAUCACAUCUUUUCACUGUGAUUGUUGCAAUGUAGACUUCUUUGUACCAUCAGCCAUGGUAUACCACAAUAAGUUUUUUCAUAGACAAGACACAGACAUACCCGCGGUGGGGCAUUCAAAGAAAGUUAAGUUAGUAAGUCAGGAACUGGUACAAAUCUUCUACUGCCCUUUUUGUGGUGAGGAGUAUAAUAACAGGAUUAAUUUACAUAAACAUAUGACAGAUGAUCACAGUGAUGAAGAUCAUAGUCCUGAGAAUAUAUUGAGAUGCCCUUUAUGUGAGGCAGUAUUUUAUCACUUAGAUGCUUAUGAAUUACAUUUAACUUUUCACUCAUCAGAAGACCUUUACAGUGAAGAAAAUGAAAUGCUUAAACAAAUAGUUGAAUUUUCAUUGGAUACAGUGCCCCCUCUGAUGGAAAAAAUGGAAAAUCCUGCAAAUAAUGAUGAUUGUGAAGAUAUGGGUGCGAUGGGAGUUGAUCAAUUUCUUCAAUUGACUAUGAGUAAAGAUCCAGAAGAAAAACAUUCGGCAUAUAUGGACAAAAUCAAAUCAAAAAAACAUAAAAAACAUAAAAAGUCCAAAAAAACAAUAACACUAGAUGAGUUUCUGAAUAUGAAUACUGAUGUAUUUGGAGAAGACAGGGCGGUGAAGAGAGCCUAUAUGCGGCAGCCCAGAUACCGCUGGAAGGUUGAAGUUGUGAAGGACCUUCGCGCCCUGAACGCAGAAAACUGGGAGGAGAUCGCACAAGACAGGGCGCGUUGGCGCCAACCCGUAUCGGAGGCCAAGACCCACUUCGGGUCGCUGAGCCAGCGGAGU